Molecule: messenger RNA, 3562 nt
Organism: Lobosporangium transversale
Lineage: Eukaryota; Fungi; Mortierellomycota; Mortierellomycetes; Mortierellales; Mortierellaceae
Exons: 3
Coding region: 258-3458 (1066 amino acids)
Cellular component (GO): microtubule; membrane; cytoplasm
Molecular function (GO): GTPase activity; microtubule binding; GTP binding
Source: RefSeq, a predicted model, not a curated record
ACACAACUACGUUUGUAACGAAAACAACGGAAACAGUGUUCUUUUCCUCCCCUUUCAAAAGACGUUUACUCUCUUCCCGUCUGUUCUCUUUUUCUCUCUCUCUUUGUGUGUCUGUGCUUUUAUUUGUUUUCUACUCCCUUUGAUAGACUUGUAAUUCUUUCAUAUAGACACACCUCCAUUCAUAUACAUUUUCUUUCUCCUCUUUCCAUUUGGCUUAAUCAGCCUCAUUUCAAUUCUCAUUAUCCUUUUGUAUUACAAUGAUCUCCAGGUUGCUUGCCGAGGCUUCCGUAGUCCGGUCUAGCAGGGCAACACUGCGCGCUUCACGGACUCAACCAGCUCGACUCCUCUCCACUGCAACCGUCCUCAGAACUGCUCCACGCACUGCUACCACUUCCACUUCUACUACUUCUACUACAGUAUCAAAACGAGACCCAGCAGGUGUCCACCAGCAACUGAGCAGCAACAACAGCAAUCGUCAUAAAAUGAGGUUUUUAUCUGUUGCAACCGGAUCCCGCAUGCUUACUCGCGCCUUUUCCUCAUCAUCAUCAACAGCAGCUGCAGCAAGGGCAGGGGCCAACAAUAGUUAUUAUUUUAAUACUACUACCGCCCAACGACCUUUUAUCAAAACAUCCAAUGGUCUGUUCACUAUCCCUCGUCGUCAGUCCGCAUUGCAAUCCUAUCGGAUCCGACGGGGUCAUGAUUUAAUGGCCAGACGUGGGAUUGCAGCCUCAGCAGCACCUCGUUUUGUGAUGCAUGCUCUGAAAUUACCCAUGGGCGCGUUUACUGCCGGUUUGGCCAGUCUCUCUUACGCCCAAUACAAGGUCACAGAGCUUUCGAACAAAGGCACAGAUUGGGCUAUGGGUUUAGCAACUGACGUUCGGGAUCUAGUCACUUCUGUGAAAUCAACCAUGAAUGAGGUUCGCCUGCCAGAAUUAUCCUUACCAGAGUUUUUACAACCCUUUUUCCGAGGAUCAGCAUUGGAGGAUGAGGGUCGAUCUAUGGAUGCAGAGAUGCAAGAGGGAGCACAUUUCAUCCGUCAAUCAUCCACAGGUGGCAACUAUAAUAAUAAUAAUAACAGCAACAACAACAAUAACAAUAACAAUGAUGGAGACCCAGGCGGAGCUGCUGCUGCUGCUGCCGCUCUUGGAUUGGCCAAAUCAAAGGAUGAAGGACAGCAACAGCAGGAUAAACCUCUUUCAACAGGAAUCCCACCCCAUGAUGGUGACUUUAUGUUGUUGACAAAGAAAUUGAUUGAGAUCCGAAAUAUCCUAAACUCGAUCGAUCAUAAUGAUACCCUCAAGUUACCAAGCAUUGUCGUCAUUGGCAGCCAAAGCUCUGGAAAGAGCUCUGUCCUAGAAGCCAUUGUUGGACAUGAGUUUUUGCCCAAGGGCUCAAACAUGGUGACACGAAGACCUAUCGAGUUGACACUUAUCCAUACACCUCAUACAAUGGAAGAGUACGGAGAGUUCCCCUCAUUGGGAUUAGGAAAAGUACACGACUUUAAGCGGGUUCAACAGACUCUCAAGGAUCUCAACAUGGCUGUUCCAGAAUCUGAAUGUGUCUCCUCUAAACCGAUCGAACUCCGGAUCUAUUCCCCCAACGUUCCAGAUUUAACCUUGAUCGACUUGCCCGGAUACAUUCAGAUCACCUCCAAAAACCAACCUCUGACACUCAAGGAAAAGAUCUCUGAACUCUGUGAGAAAUAUAUUCAACAACCCAACAUCAUUUUGGCUGUCUGUGCUGCAGACGUGGACUUGGCUAAUUCUGAGGCCCUGAGGAGUAGUCGUAAAGUGGAUCCAUUGGGCUUACGAACUAUUGGUGUAAUCACCAAGAUGGAUUUGGUGGAACCAGAACGAGGCGUGGCUAUUCUCAGAAACCAGGAUUAUCCCCUUCACCUGGGCUACAUUGGUGUUGUCUGUAAACCACCGGGGGGUAAUAACAAGGAUAAUAUGACACAGGCAGUGAUAAAGACAGAGGAUGCUUAUUUCAGAAGUGCUUAUCAGUUCAGUCAACGGGGCAUAGCUGUUGGUACAGGAACAUUACGUCGGAAACUGAUGGAUGUGUUGGAGGAGAAUAUGGGUUCGAAUUUAGGAUCGAUCAUCAAGGCUGUUCAGAGAGAAUUGGAUGAGACUCGCUAUCAAUUCAAGGUCGAAUACAAUGAUCAGAAGAUGAGUGCUGAAUCUUAUGUGGCAGAGUCUGUUGACAAGUUGAAGCAUCGGUUCAAGGAUUUCUCUCGGGCCUUUGGGAAACCUCAGGUUCGAUUGGAGAUCCGCCACAUGUUGGAACAACGGAUGCUUGAUAUCUGUGCUCAAAGAUAUUGGGCAGAUCCUCGGAUCCAUGAGCUUUCACAGUUGGAUUCCUUGGCAGAGGGGGAUCGCCUUUAUUGGGAUUUGAAAUUAGAACUGGCUUCAUCUGCGUUGACGAAAUCCGGGGUGGGUCGUCAGACUACUCAGCGUGUGGUGGAUAUUUUGACGAGGACGAUGGAACAACUUGCGGAGGCUGAACCUUUUAACCAUCACCCAGAUGCAGCAGAGACGAUCAAGACGAUGACACACGAGAUUUUGAGUAGCCGUAGUCAAGCCACUGCGGAUCAAGUGGAGAAUACGAUCAAGCCAUUCAAGUAUGAAGUCGAGUGUUCGGAUGGAGAAUGGACUGAGGGCGUCAAGCGUUCUAUUGUUUUGUUGCAGAAGGAAUUGGAGAUGUGUGAGGAAGCGUUGGGGAAGAUCAAGACGACAGUCGGGACAAAGAAGCUUCGAAAGGCCAUCAACUAUGUGAUUGAGUUUGAUCGAGAGGAGGCUAAACGGACUCAACGUCGAGAAGAAAUUGCAAAGUUACGAGAGUCGAAUCCACAUUCACAUUUGGAGGGACAACGACUUUUCGGUGAUAGCGAUUCAGAAUCUCUAGGAGAAGAUCAGCAUUCUGAGGAUCAUGAAGGUGAGAAGGAUAAGGGAUCAUCUUCCUCUGAAGAGAAACAGGAGCAUUCACAUUCGCAUUCACAUUUACAGGAGCUUGAGGAUGAAUUAGAGGCGGUGAUGCGACCUCAUUUUAAUCCAAAGUUACUCAAUAAAGCACGUGAGGCGCUUUCAUUACGAGAUCGAGCAUUGGUUCUGAAGUAUCGACUCUCGGCAUUGAAGUCCAAGACGUGUAAGAGUUCCAAGAACAAGACCCAAUGUCCGGAAGCGUUUUUGGCGAUGGUAUCGGAGAAAUUGGCGUAUACGAGUGUGAUGUUUAUUCAGGUGGAGCUGAUGAAUGAGUUUGUGUUCCAGUUGCCGAGGAUGAUUGAUAGUCGGUUAGGGGUGAAGACGGGUCAAGAGGCGAUGGAGAAGUUUGCGAGGGAGAAUCCGUUGGUGGGUAAACAUUUACAGUUGAUGGAUCGACGGAUGAAGUUGGAGGAAGUUUGGGAGAGAUUAAAUUAUUUGGUUCGACGACAAGAGGAGGCCAAGGCGCGAAAGUGGUAGUAAGGAGUAGUUGUUAUUGUUGUAGUAGUAGUAGUAGAAGUCAGUAUUUAUGUUGCCGUAAACGGUGCUUUGAAUAGAAUAAAUUAAACUUGUAGUCGCUAGUC